Messenger RNA from Labrus mixtus (cuckoo wrasse), 2136 nucleotides. It is a transcript of the gene nenf, whose product is annotated as neudesin neurotrophic factor. The transcript has 4 exons. The coding region runs from base 173 to 655 and encodes 160 amino acids. Gene Ontology annotation, cellular component: membrane; endomembrane system. Lineage: Eukaryota; Metazoa; Chordata; Actinopteri; Labriformes; Labridae. The record is from RefSeq and is a predicted model, not a curated record.
GGAGGUUGACGCUUGUUAGCAACACGUUGACUGGAGCCACCGACCGUUAGCUCUUUUAACAUUUCCGACAGCAUUGAACGCAGCACCAACUCCAGAAAACACCGACCAGGAAGUGGAUCAAUGGGACGAAAGUUUCCGCUCUGAAACCGGUCCAAACAAAGAUCCGGACACCAUGGCAACAACGCGAAUGUGUGUCCUGUUCGUCGUCCUGUCCACGACUUUAAGUGAAGACUUUAAAUUAAAAUAUAAAGCAGCAAACAAACCGGUCCGCCUGUUCACUGAGGAGGAGCUGAAGAGACACGACGGCAGAGAGGAGGGACAGCCUCUUUACAUGGCAGUUAAAGGAGUUGUGUUUGAUGUCACCAAGGGCAAAGAGUUUUAUGGAAAAGAUGCACCAUAUAACGCCCUGGUUGGUAAAGACUCGACCCGAGCUGUGGCCAAGAUGUCCCUGGACCCAGCUGACCUGACGUCAGAUGUUACGGGUCUCACUGAGGAGCAGCUGGAGUCUCUGGAAAGUGUUUUUGAAGGCACGUACAAAACUAAAUAUCCCAUCGUGGGUUACACGGCAUCUCGCAUCCUCACAGCAGACGGAAGUCCCGACAGAGACUUCAAACCAGAGGACCAGCCUCACUUUCAAAUCAAAGACGAGUUUUAAUCAAGUGAUUACGUAGCUUCUUCUUCUACCAGAAUCAGAAGCUCAAAAACAUGAACUGGAGGUUUACAGGAUCCUUUGUUUUCUGUGAGAGCUCCUAAUGUGAACAAUCCCUCAAAAAACACUUCAACACACACUACCUUACUCAACGGCACCUCUUGACUCAGCAGUACUCGGGAAGUUACCCGGCACCUCUCAAACUUCCACACUUUGGUCCCCACCAGGACUUGAGCUGGAGACCCUCCAGUUCCCAACCCAAGUCCCUACAGACUGAUUAAAUCAGGCAACAAGACACAACAGGUACACAAAAGACAACAUCAGAAAUACCGCCCCCCAAAAGGAACAGACUAACUCGUGUGUUACUUUUUUUAACCUCACAAUUUGUUUUUGUUUUUACCACAAAAUUCAUAACUUUUACUCAACUUUUUGUUCUUCUAUCAAAAAUCUAAAACCUGAAACUUUUACUGCUGCACACAAAACAAGUCCCUUCUCACAACCUCAGAGGAAAGAAGUGAUAUUCCUCAGAUCAAGUAGCGACCUCCAAUGCUGAAGUGUAAAAUCCUGCAGUUCCUGGAGUGUCCACUAGAGGCUGGCUGCAGAAGCACAGGAAGUCACAUACACACCCAUUCUAAAAAGCCUGUUUUUACAGCAGAGAUUAACAUGUUUACAGCCUGGUUCAAAAAACCAAAUAGGUGUGAUUAGCUCAUGUCUCGAUGGACACACACUGUACGGGGGGUGAAUGUUUUGAUGACUCAUCAGUUUUGAUUUGAUGAAGGAUAAGAGUUAUUCACAAUAAGGCGUGUAGCUGACCUGAUUGACAGGCGGGCGCGGUGUAACGGUCUCAGGUCCAGCUCUCAGCCUGUCGUUAGGUUUGACUGAACGACCACAGAGCGACGACAAAUUAAAACCUCAUUAAACAAACUUCUGUUAUUAGUUUGAAUCAUCUUCUUCAUGUUGUUGUUGUCUUCAUUAUGAGGCGUUCAUACCUGCCUCCCAGAGCCUCAGAACCUUUACCUCCCCCAGUCCUCCCAGUGGGAGUGGUCAUGACGUUUGUGCGAAACAGACAUCGAUAUCGUUUUAAUGUAAACAGCAUCAUAUCAAAGAUUAAAUACUAUCAUGACACCUCUUGUAGUACUUGAGAUCGGUCUUGGUCUCAGGACUAGUCUUAAGACCACUUUUUGAAGGUCUCGUCUCAAACUGGAGUCUCGGCCUCAGACUGGACGGACUUCUGGUUGGAAUUCAAGACCGGUCAAGACCACCACAGACAGGCUCACAAGAUGAUGAUUUUUUUAUUGAUAUUCAUGGUCUUGUUCUUGGUCUUGACUCGGUCUGGAUCCCUAAAUGUCUCGGUCUUGUCCUGGUCUCAGUCACUCUGUUCCAUACUACAACAUUAACCUUUAGUUUACACGAUCAGUCUCUAGUCGAUUUGUUUUCUACCUGGUUUUGUUUUUAUACAAUUGUUAAUAAAGUUUGUAAAUGUUAAA